Molecule: messenger RNA, 811 nt
Organism: Eurytemora carolleeae
Lineage: Eukaryota; Metazoa; Arthropoda; Copepoda; Calanoida; Temoridae
Product: longitudinals lacking protein-like
Exons: 3
Coding region: 30-407 (125 amino acids)
Biological process (GO): regulation of transcription by RNA polymerase II
Cellular component (GO): nucleus
Molecular function (GO): protein binding
Source: RefSeq, a predicted model, not a curated record
UUUCAGAGAGACUCCAAUCUCAGAUCAAUAUGGAUGAUCAGCAACAGUUCUGUCUUCGUUGGAACGAUUUCCAGACCAACAUGGUCGCUUCGUUCAAACAUCUGAGGGACGAAAAGUCCUUCACUGACGUGACGAUUGCAUGUGACGGUCAAAGCACCAAGGCUCAUAAGAUGAUUCUCUCAGCUUGUAGUCCUUACUUUAAGGCCUUACUGGAAGAGAACCCUGCCAAACAUCCUAUCAUCAUCCUUAAAGAUGUUCCAUUCCUUCAUCUUACAGCUAUACUGGAGUUCAUGUACGCAGGAGAGGUUAAUGUCGCUCAGGACCAACUACCUGCCUUCCUCAAGACAGCGGAGAGGUUGAAGGUAAAGGGACUGGCUGAGGCCCCGCAGAACGUGAAGAACGAGUAGUUCGACCCGGAUUAUCAAUCAAGAACGUAUGGAGGUCCUCCAGAUGUUCGAAUCCGAGUUCAACCACUCUGGAUUGUUCGAAUCUGAUCACUUCGGAUUGUUUUUAGACUCUGACCACUUCGGAUAGAUCGAAUCCUGAUCAGUCCGGAUUUUUCGAUCCUUUCCACUUUGGAUUUUUUCGAUCCUGACCACUCCGGAUUGUUCGAUCUUAACCACUUGGAUUUUUCGAAUUUUACCUACCGUACAUUUUCAGUAUUAAAGUGCAAUCAUUGCUUUUAGACUGCAGUACAUACUUGUUGUGACUUGUGUUAUUUACAUGUACAUUGUUUAUGUACAUGCUGCACGCCUGCUUUACGUAAUAUUGAUCAUAAAGCACUCGAAAGAAAUGUUCAAACUGACGAAAA